GCAUGAUAAAACAAAAGAAGUAGUAGAACUAAACGAAAAACAUAAGUUUCCAUAUAAUCUGUACAUAAAGAGGAAGCAAGCUGUAACUGGAACCAUUGAUGCUGAUCAGAAGCUACAGACAUAUGGAACAUUGCUGUGUAAGAAGCUUGAAGUGGAUCCUGUGGAAAAAUUAGUUGAAUUGCUGGCUAAAAUUGAUGAGGAGAAGGGCGAGGCUUUGCUACUUAACCUGACUUGUGGAAUAACAUCUUACCUUAGUCUUCUGAAGAUGAUGCAUCUCUACUUUCUUAUCAUUCAGCCGAAGGCAGACAACACCCUCAGUGGUCAGAAUGAGGCUUGUAAUGCAGGAGGGAACAGAAAAACAGAAGAAGUCGCGAUGUGUCGUACUUUAUGUGAUCAGGUGAAGAACUUCCUGUCCAUGUGUCACCUUCGUCAUUCCACCAUCAAAAAGCCUGAAGCUCCAGUGUACCCUUACAGCUAUUGGGAUCUUCUGUCCUCCAAUUUGGCCAUGUUCGUUGACCUUUAUCUUCUAACCAACAAAAUGUCACACAAGCAGGAGCAGGUUUCCAGAAGGUUAUGUAAUAUUGCCUGUUACCUGACAGAGGACAAUCCCAGCUUCCGACUGGACACCUUCAUACAGAUGUCCAAUGUGCACACAAGCACUAAUCUACUGCUACCUUUUAUAAGGAGGGCAUUUGAAAAGAAGCCUGGCACUGGUGACUUUCAACACUACUUAAAAUAUGUGUUGGCCCUGCGGACUGUCAGUGACACUACCGAGGACAAGGAGGAAAACAGCGAGGUUGACAGCCUAAGGCGCCAGGCUUGUAAGACUGUGCCUGCCCCUAAACAUUUCCUUGAUUGGUUGAGGAAUAAAAAUGAAGACAUCCUUGAUGAAAUGCCAGUGGAAGACCGUCACUUCAAGGGGUCCAGUGUCACUAGAUUUAUCCUGGAGGAGGCAGACGAUCAACUUUUGUCAUGGCUGACUGAUACCCUGACACAGUUUGAUGGAGAGAAUGAUCUAGAGGAACAAGAUAAGAAGGAAAAGAAAAAAUCAAAGAAAAAGAAGAGAAAAUUGGAGUCCAGUAAGAUGGUGGAUGAAGAAAGUACACCAGACGCUGAGUUGUUCUUUCUAGAUACAGGUGGUAGUAAACAGAAUCAAAGUACAGAAUUAGAAAAUAAGGUUUCAAAAAAGAAAGAAAUAUCACUGAAAAAGAAAAGAAAAGGAUUGAAAGAGGCUAUGGAUCAGGAGAGUACACCAGACUCUGGGUUGUUCUUCCUGGACACAGGUGGUAGUAAGCAGGUACUGGAAGCAGAAUUGGAGGAUCCUGUUCCAAAAAAGAAAUUGAAAAAGAAAAUUAAAGAUUCUCAAAAGGUUCAGGAUGAAGAAGCAGAGGAUCCUAUUCCAAAAAAGAAAAAGAAAGAAAUUCAAGGGAAAACUGGGUUAGAGAGUAAACAGGAUUCUCAGUUGUUCUUCUUGGAUACUGCUGGCAGUAAACCAAAACAGGUCCAAGACAAUUCUCAGGAACCAGGUGCAGAAAUGGAGGACCAAGUUUCAGGGAAGAAGGAGCAUGAAUCACUGGAGGCUACAACCAAACCAGGAGAGAAUGAGGAGACAGAAGUGUACAUAAUAGACACUACCCAGAUUUGUCAGGCUACAACCAAACCAGGAGAGAAUGAGGAGACAGAAGUGUACAUAAUAGACACUACCCAGAUUUGUCAGGACAAGGUUAUAGAAGAUGAAGAGAGUGAUGAUUCUUUAGAAAUUACUCAAGUCACAUUCAGUAAAAACCCUGUGGAAUCUAGUGAUGAAGAGGAAAUUGAGGCAGAUGAACUGGACAUCAAGGACAUGGAGGAAGAUAUAUCUGACCUGGAAAUUGAGGCAGAUGAACUGGACAUCAAGGACAUGGAGGAAGAUAUAUCUGACCUGGAAAUUGAGGCAGAUGAAUCGGAUAAAAGGGAUAUGCAGGAAGAUGAAUCUGACAUGGAAUUCCAAAAUAACAACAAUGACAAGGAAAACAAAGAGGAAGAAGUGAAGAAUGUCAUCAAAGAAAAUCAAGUCAAUGGAGUGAAACUGGACGCAGCUAUCACGGCAGCUAAAGAAAAUGUUACUGGUGUUAUCUCUGAUACUGGUAAAGAUGUCUGGGAUAAACAAGAAAAAAUUCUCAGUGUUGAUGAGAAUGAUUUCAUGAAAGGUGAAGAAAUGAACAAUGAGUCAGACAAAGUAAUUGUUGAGGUAGAUGAUUCUGACAAGGUGAUUGUUGAGGAUAAUAAUGGUGAUAUUGAUAUGAAAACUGAUCAAGAGCGAACAGAAGAAAUGCUGGCAUGUUUUGUAGAUAAAAGUCCUAGGGAGGUGCAGGAAGAAGAUUUAGAAGAAGGGGAGGUUACUCUUACAACACCCAACCAAAAGAGAAUGAAAAGCCCAGAACUACCAGUGUCUGGGAGGUCUACAAGACAAAAGAAAAACUUUCUUGAUACAUCAGAAAGGUCUCGGUCAAGUGAAGGACAAGAGAUCACUACCAAAACACUAACAACAGAUAUAAAGGAACCUAGUCAUCAAAAUACAUCAGGACAAAGCCAUCAGACGGAGGGAAAGAAAGAGACACAAUUCUCAAAGAGGACAAGAUCCUCAAACUUAUCACCUGAGAAAGAGUCAUUUGUCAGCACACCUAGAAGAACUUCACCUGGAAAACGGUUAUCAGUCAUUUCAACUGGAAAAAACUUGCCUAGGAAACGAUCAGAAAUCUGUUUGACUAGAAAAAGCCCACCUGAAGAACGAGCAUCAAUCAGUUCAUCUAAAAAAAAAUCAACAGAAAAACAAAUACCAUCCUCUGUCAGAACAUCUGAGAACACAUCAACCAAGAAAUGUUUGUCAGUUGCCACACCAGCUACUGCUGCCCCUCAAAAAAGGCUUUUUGAAGAUGCCAUUGGUUUGAAUGAAGAAGAGGAUAAAGAGGAAAAUGUGUGUUCACCUAGAGUACGGGAAAAGGCAGGUAUUUAUAGGAAGACUCGAGGGACUACAUCAGAGAAUAGAACAGAAUCCAGGACUCCUAGUCAAAAGAAAGAGAAAGCUGAAGCCACCACUAAUGCCAAGCACAAAAAGGAUACUAAUGAAUUUAAUUCAGAUGAGGAAGUCGUUAAAAAAAUAUUGGAAAAAAGGCAGAAAACUGAAACGGACAGGCUAAAGACUCCCAAAAGUACCAAACCAAGAACUCCUAAAAAUGAAUUAAGUCUGCUGAAAACUCCAAAAACUGAAUCAACUGAAACUGACAGGCUAAAGACUCCCAAAAGUAUCAAACCAAAAACUCCUAAAAAUGAAUUAACUAUGCUGAAAACUCCAAAAACUGAAUCAAACAAUCUGCAGGCACCAAACCCUGAAUGUAAUGGGUUUGAUUCUCAUAAAACUGGAUCUAAUGUGUGUAAGACUCCAAGAAUGGAAUCCAACAGGCUCAAAACACCUGGAAGUGAAAGUCAGAAGACUCCUAAAAGCAUCAAGAAAGUUAACAAAACUCCCAUUUCUGUGGAACAGUCACAAUCACCAAGGAAACAGAGCAUGAAUGUGGAAUGGCCCGAUUUCUCUUCAGAUGAUAAGAUAAUGUUACCAACAAGGAGAUCCUCUAGGACUCCCAAGGCUUUACCGACACAGGAACAUAUUGACACUCCAAGACCGGGAAGAAAGGUCAAAACUCCACCUCAGACCACCCCAGAGAAAUCUUUAAAAUCACAAAAUUCUCCUGUAUCAGUACAAGGUGGGACAAGCAGAAGGAGGUCUGUUCCCAAUAAUAGUGCUGAUACUAGUAUGGUCAGUGCUGAUACUACUGUGUCAGAACUGACCGCUGCUAAUCCAGGUACAUCAGAACAUUCAGAGAAACGCUAUUCAUUGAGGGUUACCAGAAAACGGAAAGAAUUGGAGAAUUCUAAUGUUGGUAACUCUCCCAUGGUGACACGGUUGAGAAAGAGUGUUUCUGGUAAUGUAGACUCUGCUGUGGACAGUCAAGAAAGCCAACCUCAGACAGGAAAUACAGAUGUCAGCUUUGUCAGUAGUUCAGGAAACAAAUCUCAAAGUCACUCAAAGUUACAGACUAUAAAUGAGGAUUCUAAUUUGGUGAUGGACAGAGACACAGACUCUGAGGUUUCAUUCUCGAUUAAGGUAACACAGACCCAGUCCUCAAGGAGGAAAUCGACCACAUCUUCCUCUAUCAAGACACCUUUUAAAUCAGACAGGAGGUAUUCAUUAAGAGGGAAAGACUAGGACCCAAGUGUAACAAUUUGUUUACUUGUUCUUUGGCAGCAUCUCAUUAGCGGGUCGCUUCUUAAAUGGACCAAUUAAAUGGAUUUCGUGAAAUAUCAGAUAGUCUUCAUUCCAAGGAUAUUCCUCUUUUCUCUCUGCAUGAUAUUAAUUUUAUCUUUUUCUGUUGAUACUUGAAAAAUAU
Messenger RNA from Ylistrum balloti, 4427 nucleotides. RefSeq names its product muscle M-line assembly protein unc-89-like. Bases 266 to 4246 code for a protein of 1326 amino acids. The record is from RefSeq and is a predicted model, not a curated record. The transcript has 25 exons. Lineage: Eukaryota; Metazoa; Mollusca; Bivalvia; Pectinida; Pectinidae.